AUGGAGCAGAAGUUGGGGCUCAUCCAAUCAGAUUCUAUGGAUCUUCAGAAUGAUCCGCGAUUUUUCCAGGACAACGUCCUGAACAAGAGGUUGGAAGCCUUCAGCAAGCUCGGGGUUGUCUCGUCGCUCAUGGUGGGCACGUGCACACAUGUCAUCGCGAUGAAGAAAGAUAUGAACUUCUCGACAACUGAAGGAAUAAUGCGGGUUGUGAGCUUUGGGCUUUUGUCCAUUGUGCUGUUCCUGAACAUUAUUGCCGCAUACGUCGGCAUUGCCCAGACGUACCACACGUACCGCUUGGAAACUGCAGGGCCAACUGGUUUUGAAAUUGCCACAUCUUACUAUCUGAAUCCCAACAUCGUCGCAUGGCGUCAUUUUGCGGUCAAAUGUAUGCUGCACGGCCUCACAAUCUUCCUGAUCUCGACCGGAAUCCGGGUGUCUGUCAGCUUUGAAGAUUUGACAGACGAGGAGAAGCCCAGGAUCACCAAGCACAAUGCUCGCCUCUUGGGGUUGGUGACGCUGACGUUCUUUUGCAUUGGAGGUUUCAUAAUGCACUACAUUAAUGGGAAGCACCAGGCAAUUUUCCGUGUCAACUAUGAGCAUGCCAAGGAGUCAGAGCGGCCGUAUAUGUCGACAGUCCACGACAUUAUGCACUCCAAGCGCAAUGGACCCCGCCCACAUGGAAACGUUGUUUGA
Effrenium voratum is the source of this 693-nucleotide messenger RNA. Lineage: Eukaryota; Dinophyceae; Suessiales; Symbiodiniaceae. The record is from the annotation of a GenBank genome assembly.